Funneliformis mosseae is the source of this 120-nucleotide messenger RNA. Lineage: Eukaryota; Fungi; Glomeromycota; Glomeromycetes; Glomerales; Glomeraceae. The record is from the annotation of a GenBank genome assembly.
AUGCCUCCUCCUUCACCAAUACCCAAAAUUUCGGAUGUUUUUGCAUUAUUAAAAGGUCAUUUCAUUGGCGCUGAGCGACUAGAAGCGUAUACAGAAGCCGCUGAGAGUCUCUUGAAGUAG